Molecule: messenger RNA, 3116 nt
Organism: Lycium barbarum (goji berry)
Lineage: Eukaryota; Viridiplantae; Streptophyta; Magnoliopsida; Solanales; Solanaceae
Product: probable leucine-rich repeat receptor-like protein kinase At2g33170
Exons: 3
Coding region: 63-2879 (938 amino acids)
Biological process (GO): protein phosphorylation; hormone-mediated signaling pathway
Cellular component (GO): plasma membrane
Molecular function (GO): protein binding; ATP binding; protein kinase activity
Source: RefSeq, a predicted model, not a curated record
CAUGCAUAUUGCCUACUAAUAUUUGUGAUCACAGCUACACUCUUGGAACAAAAAUUAACCAAAUGCAAACCACAAUGAUCACAAAGUAUGUCUAUCUUUCUUCUAUUUUGUACUUGCCUUUCCUUUUUCAUUUGGUCUUUUCCCAAUUGCCCACAAAUCAAAUUAAUACCAUGAGAAGUGUCUACGAUAUGCUUCAAAAUAAUACUGGUACUUCUUUUGUAUGGAAUGGUAAUGAUAAAAUUUCAACCCCAUGUUCUUGGAGAGGUAUUUCUUGCAAUUCUGAUAAUUCUUCUAUAACCAAAGUGUCCUUUCCAUUGUUUUCUAUUUCUAGUUCUGAGUUUUUGCCUUUCAUUUGUCAAAUUAGUACUUUGGAGUCUCUUGAUGUUUCCCAAAACCAUUUAAGCUCUAUCACAAAUGAGUUCAUUACUAGUUGUGGGAGGAUUAGUGGGUUGAAAUUGUUGAACUUAAGUAGGAAUAAAUUGGAGGGUAUUUUGCCUAGUUUUACUGGUUUUGGAAAGUUGGAGUCUUUAGACUUUUCUCAUAAUAACUUGAAUGGGAAAGUUGAGUUGCAGUUGAGUGGAUUGAAUUCACUUAAGAGUUUGAACCUCAGUUAUAACCAAUUUAUUGGUUCAGUUCCUACUAGUCUUGGAAAGUUUAAUCUUUUGGAGGAACUUCAACUUUCUGCAAAUUCUUUUCAAGGUGAAUUUCCAACUCAAAUUUUGAAGUUUGGCAACUUAACUUUGAUUGACCUUACUCUAAACUACCUGUCUGGUGUAAUUCCUGAUAGAUUAGGAGAACUUUCCAAAUUGCAAGUCUUGAUCGUGUCAUCCAAUAUAUUGAAUGGCACAAUCCCACAAUCCCUUAUGAAUAUCAAAACACUGACGCGUUUUGCUGCGAAUCUGAAUGGUUUUGUUGGAAGUAUACCAAUUGGUUUAACCAAGAACCUGAGAAAUUUGGACCUAAGUUUUAACGAUUUAAAUGGUACAAUUCCUCAGGACCUGUUAUCUCCACGGAACUUGCAGUUUGUUGAUCUCACUUCCAAUAAUUUGGAGGGACCUGUUCCUUCGAACAUGUCGGUGAAUUUGAUCAGGUUGAGGUUGGGGCAAAAUGAUUUGAAUGGGUCAUUUCCAUCUGCUUCCUUUGGGAGCCUUCAAAGUUUGACCUACUUGGAGCUGGACAACAACCAUCUAAGUGGACCAAUUCCUUCUAAAUUGGGAAAGUGCCAAAAAUUGGCCCUUUUGAACUUAGCUCGAAACAAGCUGAGUGGUCCUAUUCCUGUAGAGUUGGCUGAUAUUUCUAAUCUUCAGGUACUGAGUCUUCAGAUCAAUAACCUAGUUGGUGAAAUUCCAAGCAACAUUUCACAGUUGAACCGAUUGCAGAGGCUCAAUAUCAGCUGGAAUUCAUUGACUGGUUCCAUACCGAGUUCGUUAUCAAGUUUGAUAAGUCUUACAAACUUGAACUUGCAAGGGAAUAAACUAAGUGGUCAAAUUCCGUUCGACAUUAGUAAUUUAUAUCACCUGUUAGAACUCCAACUUGGAGGGAACCAACUUGGUGGGCCUAUUCCGGAGAUGCCGUUGAGUUUAGCGAUUGCUUUGAAUCUGAGUCACAAUCUUUUUCAAGGGCCUAUACCAAUUAGUCUUUCUAGUUUAACUUCAUUGGAAGUUUUGGAUCUCUCUUACAACAGGUUGUCGGGUCAGAUUCCCAACUUCCUGACUAAAAUGGGAGGCUUGACUAUUUUGGUGCUUUCGAACAAUCAACUCUCAGGAGUUGUUCCAUCGUUUGGAGGCUUUGUCAAUGUUGAUACAAGUGGAAAUAGGGAUCUGAUCUAUCCUUCCCCGGUUGCAAAAUUGGAAUACAAUAAGAAAAAGGCAAAGACAUUGUCAUCAACCAUAGUCCUCCUCCUCUUUGUUUUAGGUGGCUUUGCUUUUGGUAUAUCUGCAAAAAUUUGUAUCCAGUACGUUGUUUUAAAUAGCCUUCACAUCCAGUACGUUUGUUGGAUCACUGAUGAUAGCCUCCACAGGUCUCAAAUCAAAUUCUCCAAGGCCAUGGCUUCAAUUUCUAGGCCAAUUAACAUUAUCCAAAGCAAUGAGUUCUACGCAUACUACAAGGUUAUGAUGCCUUGUGGUUUGUACUAUUGCAUCAAGAAGAUUACAAGGAAGAGCAAGUCAUACAACUUGCAUAGCUUUGGAAGUCUCAAACAAGGGCUUGUUAGUAUAGGCCACCUUGGAAAUUACACCAUGGCCCCCCUUGCUUAUGUUGAGGAAUCUGAUACAGCAUGUAUCAUUUAUGAAUACCCUCAGCAUGGGACACUCUUUGACCUCCUUCAUGGAAGAUGUAGUGACAGUGUUUUAGACUGGAAAACUCGUUUUGCCAUAGCAGUUGGCAUCUGUAGAGGUUUGGCUAUCCUACAUGGAGGCUCUCUCUUCAGCGAUCCGAUCAUCCUCCUCCAUGUUUCAACAAGCAGCAUCUUUAUGAAACAUUUGGACCAGCCCUUAAUCGGAGAUAUUGAGCUUGAGAGGGCAUUUAAUUCUUCACAAUUUGCUGUAGCAGUGGGAUAUGUUCCUCCAGAAUAUGCAUAUGUGAUGAGAGUGACUGAGGCAGGUAACAUGUACAGCUUUGGGGUAAUAAUGCUUGAGCUGCUAACUGGAAAACCAGCCAUUAGUGAAGGAACAGAAUUGGCUAAGUGGAUUAUCCAGCAUGAAAAUAUUGGUGAAGUUCUUGACAGCAGAGUGAGUGGAAAUUCUGUUCAAGUUCAUCAACAAAUGCUUUUAGUGCUUGAACUUGCUUUGCAGUGCUUAAGUAUCUCUCCAAGUGAAAGACCCGAUGCCAAAGAACUACUAGAGACAUUGCUACUUUUGGGCCAACAAUUUGGUAUUUAAUCCCACAUAUUCUAGCGUCGUGUCCUACCUCAUGUCCUUAUUAUCUGUCUUCUAAGAUUUUUGUACACCUUUUAAGAAAGACAUUAAUAGCGUUAAUCAUAAGAAUGUUUAUACCUCAUUGGGUGUGAGUAAAAUCUUACCACCUUCCUAUUGGUUGGGAGGUAGGGGAAUACGAGGAACUAAUGCAAUGAGAGAGUUGAUUGCUUAGAUGGUUAUGUAACUUUGGCUAAUUGGCUA